AGGUCUGGAGAAGGGAAGAUUGUGGAGCGUUUCUCUCGGGAUCUCAUGUGCGAGAACUGCGCAGCCGGGACGGGGACUUCGCGUGGCCUGGAGCUUUGCUGAGAGCUGCGUUCUUGUGGCGGUGGCGGAAGUGCUGAAUCUUCACCGUCCUCUACAUUGUCCCAAAAACUACCAAAAAUGAACAUAUCUAAGAUUGAUGAGAAAUGUGCUUUCACAGACAUCAGUGUCAUUCAGGGACGUGACCGUGGAGUUUACCCUGGAGGAGUGGCAGUGUAUGAGCUCUGCUCAGAAGACCCUGUACAGAGAUGUGAUGCUGGAGAACUACAGCCUCCUUGUCUCAUCAGGGUAUUGUUUAACAAAACCAGAUGUAAUCGUCAAGUUGGAGCAAGAUGAUCCAUUGUUGUUAGAGGAAGAGAUUCUAAGCAAGAGCCAUGCAGACUGCAAACUUGAUAACCUCUUAGAGAAAAGCCUGGCAAAUCAAGGAAAAUAUUUGCAGCAAGACUUUUUUACUCAACUUCAGAAUACAGACACAGGUGAGAAAACUUUCAGCCAGAAGUCACACUGCAGAGAACAUCAGAGCACUCACUCAGAAAUAAAGCCCUUUGAAAUUGGAAGUAACUUAAGCCCUAAUGCAGCCCUUACCAUAUCCCAGAAACUUGACACAAAGAGGAGCUUCUGUGAUGAUACCAUAUUUUGGCAAACCUUAUACCCUCAGACUACCUUUACUGUACAUCAGAGAACUCAAAUGAGUGUGAAACCCUAUGAAGAAUGUGGAAAAUCCUUCUCUAGGAAGUCAUACCUCAUUGGACAUCAGAGAACUCAUAGUGGGGAGAGACCUUAUGCAUGCAAUGAAUGUGAGAAAACUUUUACCCACAUGUCAUACCUCAGAGAACAUCAGAGAAGUUGCAUAGGGGAGAAACCCUAUGAAUGUAUUGAAUGUGGGAAAGCUUAUGGCCAUAAAUCAACCCUAAAAAGACAUCAGAGAACUCACACAGGGGAGAAACCCUAUGAGUGUAGUAAAUGUGGAAAAGCCUUCUAUAGAAAUUCUCACCUCACUGAGCAUCAGAAAAGUCACGCAGGGGAGAAACGCCACGAAUGUACUGAAUGUGGGAAAGCUUUUACCCACAUAUCAUACCUCAGAAAACAUCAGAGACGUCACACAGGGGCGAAACGCUAUGAAUGUGGUGAGUGUGGAAAAUCUGUCUGUAGGAAGUCAUACCUCAUUGUGCAUCAGAGAAUUCACACAGGGGAGAAAGCCUAUGACUGUAAUAAAUGUGGGAAAACUUUUAGACAUAAGUCAUCCCUAAAAAUACAUCAGCGUACUCACACGGGAGAGAAACCCUACGAGUGUAAUAAAUGUGGAAAAUCCUUCAAUAGAAAAAGUUACCUCAGUGAUCAUCAGAGAAGUCACACAGGGGAGAAACCCUAUGAUUGUAAUAAAUGUGGAAAAUCCUUCCAUAGAAAGAGUUACCUCACUGAGCAUCACAGAAUUCACACUGGGGAGAAACCCUAUGAGUGUAACAGAUGUAGAAAAUCCUUCUAUAGAAAGUCUUACCUCGUUCUGCAUCAGAGAAAUCACACAGGGGAGAAACCCUAUGAGUGUAACAAAUGUGGAAAGUCCUUCUAUACAAAGUCUUACCUCACUGAGCAUCAGAGAAGUCACACAGGGGAGAAACCCUAUGAGUGUAACAAAUGUGGAAAGUCCUUCUAUAGAAAGACUAACCUCACUGAGCAUCAGAGAAGUCACACAGGGGAGAAACCCUAUGAGUGUAACAAAUGUGGAAAGUCUUUCUAUAGAAAGUCUAACCUCAUUGAGCAUCAGAGAAAUCAUACAGGGGAGAAACCCUAUGUAUGUAUUCAGUGUGGGAAGGCUUUUAACUGGAAGUCAUUACUAAAUAGACAUCAGAGAAUUCACACUGGGGAGAAACCCUAUGGAUGUAAUGAAUGUCGGAAAGUUUUCACCUAUAAAGUCAACCUCAGGUUACAUCAGAGGGUCCACACAUGAGAGAAACCCUAUGAAUGUAAUAUGUGUGAAAUAUCUCUCUCUAGGAAGUUUCACUUCACUCAGCAUCAGAGAAUUCACACAGGACAGAAAUCUUAGGAGUGUAACAAGGGUGGAAAAUCCUUCAAGAGAAAUUCUCAUCUACCUCUGCAUCAUAGAAUUCACACGGGAGAAACCCUGUGAAUG
Molecule: messenger RNA, 2188 nt
Organism: Lagenorhynchus albirostris (white-beaked dolphin)
Lineage: Eukaryota; Metazoa; Chordata; Mammalia; Artiodactyla; Delphinidae
Product: zinc finger protein 883-like
Exons: 5
Coding region: 197-2005 (602 amino acids)
Biological process (GO): regulation of transcription by RNA polymerase II
Molecular function (GO): DNA-binding transcription factor activity; RNA polymerase II cis-regulatory region sequence-specific DNA binding
Source: RefSeq, a predicted model, not a curated record